AUGUCUGACCAUUUGCAUCCCCUUAUACGUCGGCGAGGAAAAGGUGGUGUUGCGGGUAGGAAGGUACGUGUUGUUGAGAGAGGUCGAGCGCCUAUUGAAAUGGGUGAAGAUGAUCAAGCCACACAAGAUUUCCAAGCAGCCUCGGAUUAUGAACCAACAAACACUGAGAUUGUGCCAUACAUGACACCACAGACUCCACAAAUUUCAAGGGAUCCAAGUCUUACAUCACUUGAAAAUGUAUUUGGUAGUAAUCAACCUCAACAUUUUGACAACGCCCCAAACUUUUCCUCAUCGCCUGUAGAAGGUAAUGAGUUGAAUGAUUCUAACAAUGAAGUAGAUGGUGAUGAGUUGGAGGAUGCAAAUCAAGGUGCAAGCCAAGGUGGUGAACCAUCAGUGAAGAAUAAGCGUAAAAUUUUUCCUAAGCUUUGUGGGACUAGGAGUCAUCAUCUUAAUCAGCACGGCCAAAAGAAAAAAACAAAAAAUAACAAAGUUUCUGUGUUAACAAAGAAAAAAGGCAAAGGAUGA
Messenger RNA from Solanum verrucosum, 525 nucleotides. RefSeq lists its product as uncharacterized. The record is from RefSeq and is a predicted model, not a curated record. NCBI's taxonomy places the organism in Eukaryota, Viridiplantae, Streptophyta, Magnoliopsida, Solanales, Solanaceae. Bases 1 to 525 code for a protein of 174 amino acids. The transcript has 2 exons.